This is a messenger RNA of Lottia gigantea (owl limpet), 186 nucleotides long. RefSeq lists its product as hypothetical. The record is from RefSeq and is a predicted model, not a curated record. Lineage: Eukaryota; Metazoa; Mollusca; Gastropoda; Lottiidae. The transcript has a single exon. The annotation marks the transcript as partial.
AUACUUGGUUUAUCUGUAAUAAAAAAUAUACUUGGUUUAUCUAACAACUGUAAUAUAAAAUAUACUUGGUUUAUCUGUAAUAUAAAAUAUACUUGGUUUAUCAGUAAUAUAAAAUAUACUUGGUUUAUCAGUAAUAUAAAAUAUACUCCGUUUAUCUGUAAUAUAAAAUAUACUUGGUUUAUCUAA